Molecule: messenger RNA, 8813 nt
Organism: Cercocebus atys (sooty mangabey)
Lineage: Eukaryota; Metazoa; Chordata; Mammalia; Primates; Cercopithecidae
Gene: PCDH7
Product: protocadherin 7
Exons: 3
Coding region: 58-3537 (1159 amino acids)
Biological process (GO): homophilic cell-cell adhesion
Cellular component (GO): plasma membrane
Molecular function (GO): calcium ion binding
Source: RefSeq, a predicted model, not a curated record
GGGGGGCGCCGAGGGGGCUGUGGUUAGAAGGAGCAGUAGCAGCAACAGCAGGAGAAGAUGCUGAGGAUGCGGACCGCGGGAUGGGCGCGCGGCUGGUGCUUGGGCUGUUGCCUCCUCCUGCCGCUCUCGCUCAGCCUGGCGGCCGCCAAGCAGCUCCUCCGGUACCGGCUGGCGGAGGAGGGCCCCGCCGACGUCCGCAUCGGCAACGUGGCUUCAGACCUGGGCAUCGUGACCGGAUCGGGUGAGGUGACUUUCAGCCUGGAGUCCGGCUCCGAGUACCUGAAGAUCGACAACCUCACGGGCGAGCUGAGCACGAGCGAGAGGCGCAUCGACCGCGAGAAGCUGCCCCAGUGUCAGAUGAUCUUCGACGAGAACGAGUGCUUCCUGGACUUCGAGGUGUCGGUGAUCGGGCCCUCGCAGAGCUGGGUAGACCUGUUUGAGGGUCGGGUCAUCGUGCUCGACAUCAACGACAACACGCCCACCUUCCCGUCGCCCGUGCUCACGCUCACGGUGGAGGAGAACCGGCCGGUGGGCACACUCUACCUGCUGCCCACCGCCACUGACCGCGACUUUGGCCGCAACGGCAUCGAGCGCUACGAGCUGCUUCAGGAGCCCGGAGGCGGCGGCAGCGGCGGCGAGAGCCGGCGCGCCGGGGCGGCCGACAGCGCCCCCUAUCCCGGGGGCGGCGGGAACGGCGCGAGCGGCGGCGGCUCUGGAGGCUCCAAGCGGCGGCUGGACGCAUCAGAGGGCGGCGGCGGCACCAACCCCGGCGGCCGCAGCAGCGUGUUCGAGCUGCAGGUGGCGGACACCCCGGAUGGCGAGAAGCAGCCGCAGCUGAUCGUGAAGGGGGCGCUGGACCGCGAGCAGCGCGACUCCUACGAGCUGACCCUGCGGGUGCGCGACGGCGGCGACCCGCCUCGCUCCUCGCAGGCCAUCCUACGGGUCCUCAUCACCGACGUGAACGACAACAGCCCCCGCUUCGAGAAGAGCGUGUACGAGGCCGACUUAGCUGAGAACAGCGCCCCGGGGACCCCCAUCCUGCAACUGCGCGCAGCUGACUUGGACGUGGGGGUCAAUGGGCAGAUCGAGUACGUGUUCGGGGCGGCCACCGAGUCGGUGAGGCCACUGCUGCGCCUUGACGAGACGUCCGGCUGGCUCAGCGUCCUGCACCGGAUCGACCGCGAGGAGGUGAACCAGCUGCGCUUCACGGUCAUGGCCCGCGACCGUGGGCAGCCCCCCAAGACCGACAAGGCCACCGUGGUCCUUAACAUCAAAGAUGAGAAUGACAAUGUGCCAUCCAUUGAAAUCCGCAAGAUUGGGCGCAUCCCCCUCAAGGACGGGGUGGCCAACGUGGCCGAGGACGUUCUGGUCGACACCCCCAUCGCUCUGGUGCAGGUGUCCGACCGAGACCAAGGCGAGAACGGGGUGGUCACCUGCACUGUGGUGGGCGACGUGCCCUUCCAGCUCAAGCCAGCCAGCGACACCGAGGGCGACCAGAACAAGAAAAAGUACUUUUUGCACACCUCGACCCCUCUGGACUAUGAGACCACCCGGGAGUUCAAUGUGGUCAUCGUGGCAGUGGACUCAGGCAGCCCCAGCCUCUCGAGCAACAACUCCCUGAUUGUGAAGGUGGGAGACACGAACGACAACCCGCCUGUGUUCGGCCAGUCGGUGGUGGAGGUUUACUUCCCUGAGAACAACAUCCCGGGCGAGAGGGUGGCCACAGUGCUGGCGACAGACGCAGACAGCGGAAAGAACGCUGAGAUCGCCUACUCGCUGGACUCCUCUGUGAUGGGGAUCUUUGCCAUCGAUCCCGAUUCUGGGGACAUCCUGGUCAAUACGGUGCUGGACCGCGAGCAGACUGACAGGUAUGAGUUUAAAGUGAACGCCAAAGACAAAGGCAUCCCCGUGCUGCAGGGCAGCACUACAGUGAUUGUGCAGGUGGCUGAUAAGAAUGACAAUGACCCUAAGUUUAUGCAGGACGUCUUCACCUUUUAUGUGAAAGAAAACUUGCAGCCCAACAGCCCUGUGGGGAUGGUCACCGUGAUGGAUGCUGACAAGGGGCGGAAUGCAGAGAUGAGUCUGUACAUAGAGGAGAACAAUAACAUUUUUUCUAUUGAAAAUGACACGGGGACAAUUUACUCCACAAUGUCUUUUGACCGGGAACAUCAGACCACAUACACUUUCAGAGUCAAGGCUGUGGAUGGGGGAGAUCCUCCCAGGUCUGCCACAGCUACAGUCUCGCUUUUUGUGAUGGAUGAAAAUGACAAUGCUCCCACAGUUACCCUUCCCAAAAACAUUUCCUACACUUUACUGCCACCUUCGAGUAAUGUCAGGACAGUAGUAGCUACAGUGUUGGCAACAGACAGUGACGAUGGCAUCAAUGCAGACCUGAACUACAGCAUUGUGGGAGGGAAUCCCUUCAAGCUGUUUGAAAUUGAUCCCACUAGUGGUGUGGUUUCCUUAGUGGGAAAACUCACCCAAAAGCAUUAUGGCUUGCACAGGUUGGUGGUGCAAGUGAAUGACAGUGGGCAGCCUUCCCAGUCCACCACGACUCUGGUGCAUGUGUUUGUCAAUGAAAGUGUUUCUAAUGCAACUGUGAUUGACUCCCAGAUAGCUAGAAGUUUGCACACCCCACUCACCCAGGAUAUAGCUGGCGACCCAAGCUAUGAAAUUAGCAAACAGAGACUCAGUAUUGUCAUUGGUGUGGUUGCUGGCAUUAUGACGGUGAUUCUAAUCAUCUUAAUUGUAGUGAUGGCAAGGUACUGCAGGUCCAAAACUAAAAAUGGCUAUGAAGCUGGCAAAAAAGAUCACGAAGACUUUUUUACACCCCAACAGCAUGACAAAUCUAAAAAGCCUAAAAAGGACAAGAAAAACAAAAAAUCUAAGCAGCCUCUCUACAGCAGCAUUGUCACUGUAGAGGCUUCUAAACCAAAUGGACAGAGGUAUGAUAGUGUCAAUGAGAAGCUGUCAGAUAGCCCAAGCAUGGGGCGAUACAGAUCUGUUAAUGGUGGGCCUGGCAGUCCUGACCUGGCAAGGCAUUACAAAUCUAGUUCCCCAUUGCCUACUGUUCAGCUUCAUCCCCAGUCACCAACUGCAGGAAAAAAGCACCAGGCCGUACAAGAUCUACCACCAGCUAACACAUUUGUGGGAGCAGGAGACAACAUUUCAAUUGGAUCAGAUCACUGCUCUGAGUACAGCUGUCAAACCAAUAACAAGUACAGCAAACAGCCAUUUCGUAGAGUGACGUUUUCUGUUGUGAGUCAGCCUCAGGACCCACAUCAGGGGUCACUGCAGAGUUGCUAUGACAGCGGGCUGGAGGAGUCAGAAACACCAAGCAGUAAGAGUUCUUCAGGGCCAAGACUGGGUGCCCUUCCACUCCCAGAGGACAACUAUGAAAGGACCACGCCGGAUGGCAGUGUUGGUGAGGCAGAGCAUAUGGAAAAUGGUGUUGCUGCCAUCACUACCUUUCCCUUCCUCCCCUUUCCUCAUGGCAAGACGCAUGGAAGAAGAGUGCUGUUAAGGCCUCUCCAUUAAUCAACAGGUAUGGUGGUUGUCAUGAAAGAGUGUAGCUGCCCCUCUUCUGCAUUCUCCAUUAAUAGUCUGUCUCUUACAUUUACAAGAUGUACUCAUCCACUACACAGAGCCUUCCAUAUGGAAAAAUUGUUCAACUUGAGUUUGUAUAUUUCACCAUGUAAUGCAUUACCUAAAUCCCUACACAGUGGUAGAUUUUUCUAAAUGUAUAGAGUUUAGAAGAAUUAAUGAUAUUAUUCUUAGGGAAAGUUGCUAUGCAGUUUCCUAAACAAAAUGUAUAUAAAAGAAAUGGACCUUGUAUGUAUGAAUAUGCCACUUUCAACAUUCUACAAAUAAUCGUUACAUAACAUAUCUUUGAAAGUAUAAAACAGGAAUAUUUCUGUGAAUUUUACUUCAAAAUUUAAUAGCAUUUGCAUCUUCAAAAGCAUUGCACAAAAUUUUAUGCACAUAAUUAUAAUACUCAUCAGGUUAUAGAAAAUUAGGUAUAAGCUAGUUCAAAUAAAUCUAAAUACCCUACAAAGCUAUGCCAUUCAGAUGUGAAAGUUGAAUGCAUGCUAAUUACUUUCUGCAACUUUCUUUUGUCAACUCAGCUGGUGGCAUUUGAGGGAGACAGAGGGGACUGUUUGUUCAGUCCAAGAUAUCCUUCAUUCAGGGUGCUGUAUUUUGAAAGGAGUUAGGCCCUCAGGGCUCAAACUCCAGCAGAGUCAUAACCUAUAAAACAUGAACACUCAGUCAUCACCAGGAAGCACCUGCCUUCUUGAUUUCUUUUUUAACUAGUGAAACGAGUCCUCCCAGCUCCUGCAGGGGCUUGUUUUGAUGUAUCAGGCUUUGCAUUACAGUCUUGUGACUCUCUCAGGUUCUUUGAGACACAUGACUAAAAUGCUACCUUUGGGCUAGGAAGAUUCUUGGCAGAUGAUUUGGAAAAAUAGUGUGUCUAUGGGUGUGCAUGUGUACAGCAGCAUUAUUUGUAGUAUUCUUUAAAACUGUAGCAUAAUUAAGACUUGUCUGUAUACACAAACAAAGCAAACCAUUUCAAUUUACAUGCAUGUUCACCGAACGUUAAAAGAUCAUAUUCCAUUUUUUCCACUGUAUUUGAAUGCAUUGGAAUACUGGAGAAAUUGAAAAGCGAAUGGAUGUUAGUCUGGACCAUUAAUCUUCAUUUAGAAAUGUAUGACUUUCUGUUAGAUAAAGCUCUGAUCAUUAAGUAUCUUUCAUGAUCUCACUUCUACUCACAUUUCUUGCCUUUAUAUUAUGUUUUAACCUUGAGUGCACACUGCGCUUUGUGCUCUGCAUCUUUCCCAGAGGGUGCAAUCUUUCAUGUCCACAGGACUUAACACGGUUAGGUCUCUCCAUCUGGAAGGCACUUGACUCGUGGCUGUUUGGAAAAUUCACACACAAAAAAUAAUAACAGCAACCAUGUACUGAGGAUUUAUUGUAUGUGGGCACAAUGUUAAUGAGUUUCACUUCCAUUUUCUUAAUUCAUCCACACAAAGAAACAAUGAGUUAGAAAUUAUUAUUCAUUUUAUGUAAUAGGCAAGAAAACUGAGAGGUGGCAAAGUCGAGAGGGGCCAAGAUCACUCAGGAUUGACUCAAGUGGGACAUGCCUUAUACAACUUCUCCUCAUUUCUCCCCAGGAAAGCAGUACUCUCGUUCAUGCUCAACUCUUGAGUUACUAGAGGGCAAUGACUCCACCUUAUCUUUUAUGAGCUCUUCGAUGUCCACAGUACGUGUUACUCACUAAAUGUUGAUUAAAUGAAUGAAUGUUUACAAAACAGCCUUUUUUCUUCUUCUCCUGAACAUGGGCCCUUCCCCUCACCCAUACUUCUCUCUAUUCUGUUUUUAUUCCCUACUUAGCUUGUUGUUCUCGGCCAUUAUUAGCUUCAUAGGUUACUCAAUAUAUUUUCUAUAAGAAAUAAUUCACAUUUUCCCGCAGAUUUAGGACCUGUAACUAUAAACUGAAUCAAUAUAAAAUAAUUGCAUCCCCAGAAAAAGAAAUUGAUAAUUCAAAUCCUGUAACAUUUAUCAAAUCUAAUGGCAAGAAAGGAAGCGCAGAAACACUUAUAACUCACACAGAAAGAAGAAAAUUUAACCAAAGUUUUUUAAAGAUUUGAGGAAAGGAAAUUAUGAAAAGUAUACAUGAGAUUAUAGGAAAAUAAAGGGGCUAGGCUUGAAUGGGAAAACAGUUGUAUCAGUUUACCACAAAAGGAAAACAGUGGAUAAGUAAAAAAACAGAUAGGGAAAGAGGCCAAAUUAAGGAGAAAAGAAAAAAAAUCUUUGAGAAAAAAGAAGCAAAACAAUUUUGGAAAAGUGAAUUAAAGAGGUAAUGAAGGAAACAUGUCAUUAAAAACCACAGACACUGAAAGGACUUUAAAAGAAUAUGAAAUAAAAUUGGGAGGGAAAAAAAUCAAUGCAGGUAGAGAAAAAGAAGUUUAUUUAUGUGUUUGUGUUUCCUUAUUCUUAGAAAACCCUUUGAUGUAAAAUGACUAGAAAGAAAAAGUGUAAGUUAAGAUGCAUUGAUUUGUGCACACAGUAUGUUUUUAGGACUUUUUCUGUGACAACAGUUUUUUUGAGACCAAGAUACGGGUUUAAGCAUUAAUUUGGAGCUAUGCAUUUAGAACUAAAAUAGUUGUGCCUAGAGAAUACGGUUGAGACAGGGCUUGCUGGGAAAUUAGGAUUCAAGUCCAAAUAUUCCUCUCCACCACGUUCUCUACCAAGAUACUCAUAACACUAAUUAAUCUGUUAGUUUUACACAUAAAAAUAUCAUCUUACAUCUAUUUUUCUUUAUGUAGAGUGCCUGAAGCGUAGAAUAAAUGUUUGCUGAAUUAGUCAUGAAAUGUUAAGAGUGGGUAGAGAUUAAUGGUCAACAAAUCCUGUCUUAGAUUGUGCAUGCAUGCAUCCCUUAACACCAUUUAUAAGACUUGCUUAUCUCCACUUGAAUAAUUCUAGGGACACAAAGUCUAGAGGUUGCUCCUAUUUUAGGACAUCUUUAAUUUUCCAGCUUUUUCUAGCAUCCUGUAACUUGAUUCCAGUUAUCCCAGUUUUCCCAUUUGGAAGCACAAAAUAAUUUCUAUUUUUUAAAAAAAUGAAAAAAUAGACAGACACUAUGUCAUAAUGUCUAGAUAUCUAAUGUCUCUCUAUUUUCUUUUUUGGUUUAUAGCCCCAGUCUUUCUAAUUUUUCUAUGUUACUUGAUUGCAACUCUUUUUAGUAUUCUGGUUAUUUUCAUUUUCUCAUUUGGUGAAAAAUGGUCUUGCCUAAAACAAGAAAUUCAGCAUGUGCUUCCACAGUUUAUGUUGUUAUAUUUAGUCAGCUUGAAGAAACUAGCAAUUUCAUUUGAACACCUUCAAAGAAAAAAAAAAAAGAGGUACAGUUUAAAGCUGUAUAUGGCUUUGACAUUAAUUUGUUAAAGGUAUGGUUUGUACAGGAUACAGUAUAUAAAUAAAAUAAACACGAGUAUAUAUAAAACAAUUAAUUUUAAAAAUAGCAUUUGAAGAAAGAUUUUCAGUCUUUACUUUUCACUUUGUAAUUUAAUACAUAUUUCAGUUUGUGUUGGGUGCCUGAGGUGAAUCUUUGUCUAAGAAGUCCAUUCAUCAUUCUAACAAAUUUCACACUACAAAAUAUAAUGUCCUUAAGUGGAUAAUAACAUCAGUGGCAGUAAAAGACAAGCAAAACAAAACAAAACAAAAAUUAUUUUUCAUUGCAAAUAAUUGACUUGAUUGACUGAUAAUAUGGUCUCACAUAUAACAAUGUAUUGUUACAUGGAGGACAAAAUAUGAUUAAAAGAUGUGUAAAGCAAGAGCUGUCAGAUCUGUGCUUUCCCUAAUAGAAUUUAUUGCAAAGUAAAUUCUUCAUUUAUGGGAACUCUUACAAAUGCCAAAUUGCUGUCAAUAUCCCUUGGUGCGGCCUAUUUAUGAGUAGAUUAUGGCACACUCUGCAAGGGCCUGCACAUCUGAUUUUCAGUGAGUGUCUAUGCAGAAUAUAUGGCCUUUUCCAGAACUAGGAAAUUUAAUUAAUUUUCUAGCAGAGAACACUUUUUAUGCCACAUCCCUUUUUGCUGACCCUACCCAAGACUUCCAUUUUCAAAUGUGCUUCAUAUAUUAUGAACCUACAUAAUCUUAAUGAAAGUCUUCCAUAUGGUAAUUAUAUUGUUUGACUUUGUACAGUAUUCUCAAGAGCUCCAGUGCUGACAUAAAUUUUUCUCUAUGGUACUGAACGUUUCUUUGUACAUUGCAUGAAUAUAUGCACCUCCCUCUGCUUUUUGACAUUCAGUUCCCAAAGCAAUACCCUUUAGGUAUUUGAUUAUCUAUAUGAUUCUUAGGCCAUAUUCUUAAAACAACAGGAAACCUAUGUCUGCUUUGCUAUCACUGCUAUUGAAGGGGUAUGCCAUGUGCAACAUGACCAUUUAGAUACUUUUUACUCUGUCUUUUAGUAUCAUAAAAAGAUGGGAGUGAAAAGCAGGACCUAGGGAUUAAUCACUUAACCUCUCAAGACCUCAUUAAUAUCAUUAAAACGAGGGAUUUGGACUAACUCAUUUUUAAAGUGAAUUCCAACUUUCUACAGAAUAUGGAAGACUAGGAAUUUUAUAAAUUGAGAUUCUGUUCUAGGUUUGCCAAGAAACUAUAUUUAACUUCCCUGGAGCAUGGUUUCCUCAGCUGCAAAAUAAGGAGACUGAGCUAAAUCACGGAUGUAAUCUUUAGUGAUAACAUGUGUUGACUUAUUUUUCUUUCUGAAGCUAUCUCUUGAGAAGGAUUCUGAGAGGUUACUUUGACUGAGUGGCAUGGAGUGCUGUGAUCAUGUGAUCCAUUACCUCUAUGUCACAAACUUGCAUCAUAAAUUCUGAGAAUGUUUCUCAUUCAAAAAGAAAAAUUUUGAUGAUUAUUGUAAUUUUUAAAUUUCUAUGUUUGUUCUUGUUUGAGGUAUAUACAGAUGAUUCUUGUGCUUAAAAAUAUGUGAAUCCAGGAAACUGUUUGGUGCUCUUAAGGAAGACAGGUUGAGGAGGGGACAGCCACUCUAGAUAUGUGAAAUACUUUAACUCAGAAGAGAGAUGAGGGAUUCAACUCAUAGUUUGUGAUUCCUAGCAGCAGACUGAAAGCCAGUUGGAUAACAUGAGGAAAAAUCUGACUCCCCAUAAGGAUAAAAUGUAUUACUAUAGAAAAUGCUCAAUAAAGGUUAAUACAUAGAAUAGUCUACGUUGUGAAAUCUGCAUCAUUAAAGAUGUUAAAAUUUAGAUUACUUGACAGUUUCUCAAGGCCACUAUUUUUAUUUUAUUUAUUUAUUUAUU